Aspergillus glaucus CBS 516.65 is the source of this 2682-nucleotide messenger RNA. RefSeq lists its product as uncharacterized. The transcript is spliced from 2 exons. The record is from RefSeq and is a predicted model, not a curated record. Bases 1 to 2682 code for a protein of 893 amino acids. NCBI's taxonomy places the organism in Eukaryota, Fungi, Ascomycota, Eurotiomycetes, Eurotiales, Aspergillaceae.
AUGGAUCAAAAACAAUGUCCAUCCUUUCUCGAAUACGCUCGUUUCCAUGGAAUUGCAACCCCAUCCACUACUGUUAAUCCCCUGGAAUAUAUCGACCAGAUACUCGAGAACAGCCCUUCCUCCAAAGAUGAAUCUUCGCCUGCUUUGAACAGUCAUACUACGCCUCCUUGGAAGUCCAUCGAGCGACUGCUUAACAGCGAAAAGCUCAAUCUGGGUAAAAAUGACGCCCGACUUCUUUCAACGGUGAUUCGCGACUCGAGAGCAGAGCGCGUGGAAGUGAAUUGGGACGACUGCCUUCCGUCAUUACCUAGAAUCGAGGGUCUCAAAGUCGAGCUUCCUGUUCUUACUACCCAUCAUGAAUCGGAAAUAAAUGCUCUAACGAGCUCUGUUCGUUCUCGUCGUGGAAAUAAAGCGCUGCCGUUGCUGCAAACCUGCCUACCAUAUUCCCUGCCAAAGUCCUCUACGAGCUUCAUUACGAGCCACGGAAUUUACGAGAAGACCAAUAUAGAGAGACUCAAUUGUACCAGAGAGUCCUUUCUUUUGAUUCAGAAUGCUAGGAAGUAUGGGGAUAUCAGCCCAGCUAUGGAUUGUCUCGAGACUCAUUUACUGGCAUAUGAGCAGGCGUUUCGCGAACCGGAUCUUCCUCUUACCCCAAUCGACUUCGACGAGUUAUACAGUCCAUCGCCUAGCCCGAAGCCGCAGAUGCUCCCCAGUCCCGUUUCCUCGACUCCUAUCAAACGACACGAAUCGCCACUUUGUUUACAGAAGACGGGCACAUUGACCUCAAUACCUCUAGAGUUUGGUGAGGGAGAUAAAAGGACACGAGGUUCUGAAGACGAGCAGUCUUCUAAUGCGCAACCCGAAGAGGAAGUGAGGUCUUUUCAAGAAUAUCCGAUGCCCAUUGAGCACGCAUCUUCUGGUCCCAUGGAGGGGGGAAGUAUAGAAGGCUAUGAAAAUCUAUUUCACCCGCCAUAUUCAACUUGGAACCUCGCCCAAACUGUGGUUUCAACACGGCCCGAAGUUGAACUCGCUCCUGAGCAUCACUUUAGUGCACGUCGACAUCCUACAUCCUUUCCGUCUACUCUCCAGUCAUAUCCUUGCUUCACAUAUCAAGAGACAGUGGACGAUGGAGACAUCGACGUUGACUAUUCAGUUGAGGUCGAACAAGGAACCCAGGAUUUCGUUGAAGGGGAGAUUUUAGAAACGCCAAAGCCACUUGAGACCAGCCAUGGAGGUAAUAUAGACAGUACGGUCGUCGACAGGAACUGGUGCGAGUCGAACAUUAGAGCAAACAAGCAGCCUAUCACAGCAAACGAUAGCUCCCAUAAUGCGACAUUGAUACCUGACGGGCCAGCGAUUGUUGGCGAGACUUGCCGUCAAAAAGCGCAGAAAUGUCUGGAUCAAACGCCCAAUCGUCAACAGAAAAGGAAGAAGGCAAGAGAUGAUAAUAAGCUCAGGGGAAAACAACACAGAAAUGGAAAAAAGAGGGCAACAAUGCGACCUCCAGCCGAAAUCCAGGGCUCAGACUUGUCAUCACCAUCCACGGCACUGGGCUCCUUGCCUGCUUUCAUGGAAAUGAGAGGCAUAGCGCCUAAGCGACGAGUCAACGCAGAGAGUUCUUAUAUCGCAACCAAGAAUAAGCAACCGAUUGAUGAUCGAACAGAGCGUCAAAAGUCCAUGGUCGUGGUAUCAGAUCAAUACGCAGAACCAGUCAUGCAACGCGAGGAACGAGUUUCUAUUUUAUCGAACACUUCUGCAUCCCAGCAUAUCCCCCAAUACCCAAGAAACAACCAAGAACCUCCAUUACUCUUCCUAUCAACAUCACUCCUCAAGUCACACCUCCGAUUGGCACGAAUCCUCGAAAACACGAAAGAUCCACCACCCACACUCAUAUACCGAGACUAUGACACAAUCAACCACGAUCUCGAACACGAAGCGGACAUCGUCAUCUCACCUUCAACAGGUGCAAUACUGACAACAUCCCAGGCCACGACACAGCUAUACCUCCCGGGCCACAAACCCGCUCAUCCACACCUAGAUGGCAUUAAGGACAUCAACUCACCUCUCCGGGAGCGCAUCAUGCUCCUAGCCCCGCGAUACGAACGUCUCUACGUCCUUAUCUCCCACUCUGGAGGAACAGCUAAGAAGCAACCCACGGCCGACAAGCGGACGCUAGAAUCUAUUACAUCGCUCACGGCAUUCUGCAACUCUGCAUCGGUACAUUCAACUAUUAUCCCGCUGAUAAUCGCGCCAUCCACACCGGAAACUAUGGCGCAAUGGAUCCUAGGGCUCGCUUACAAGCAUUCGUUUCGACUACUGGAGACCAGUGUGCCGCGGAGUAUUGGCUUUAUGCCUAUCAACCCCAGUAUCAACAAGCCAAGAGUUGAUCCAGCGAUGGUUGAAACCGAGACGCAAUGGGAGCUUUUUCUCCGUCGUGCUGGAUUGAACCCGUUUGCUGCGCAGGUUGUCUUGCUUGCGUUGAGGAGGGAGGAAGAGAAGCUAAAAUUAGGUUCUACUUAUGAUCAGGGCACAGUUUCAGCACUGUCGAGGUUUAUAGAGAUGUCAAGUGAGACGCGAAGACGUCUGUUUGCAGGAAUCAUUGGGGAGAGAGUGCUGAAGAGAGUAGAGGAUAUAAUGGAUGAGUGGCAAUGUGACUGGGCGCUUAACUUUGAUGCUGUAUAA